Messenger RNA from Kogia breviceps (pygmy sperm whale), 2738 nucleotides. It is a transcript of the gene SMPD4, whose product is annotated as sphingomyelin phosphodiesterase 4. Lineage: Eukaryota; Metazoa; Chordata; Mammalia; Artiodactyla; Physeteridae. Gene Ontology annotation, molecular function: sphingomyelin phosphodiesterase D activity. The record is from RefSeq and is a predicted model, not a curated record. Gene Ontology annotation, biological process: glycerophospholipid catabolic process; sphingomyelin catabolic process; ceramide biosynthetic process.
GCCUCGGGCCGGGCCGGCAGGGCGCAGAGGGCCGGGCUGCGCCCUCCCGUCGUCGCCUUCCCGCUCACCUCUCACGCCCCACCCCGUGGUCCUCUAAGACGGCCGGUCUGGACCCUGCCCGGGAGGCUGCCAUGGCAUUCCCCCACCUGCAGCAGCCCAGCUUCCUGCUGGCUAGCCUGAAAGCCGACUCUAUAAAUAAACCCUUUGCACAGCGGUGCCAAGACUUGGUUAAAGUCAUCGAGGACUUUCCAGCAAAGGAGCUGCAUGCCAUCUUCCCGUGGCUGGUUGAGAGCAUUUUUGGCAGCUUGGACGGCGUCCUGCCUGGGUGGAACCUCCGCUGCUUGCAGGGCCGCGUGAGCCCUGUGGAGUACAGCAUCGCCAUGGAGUUCCUAGACCCCGGGGGCCCAAUGAUGAAGUUGGUUUAUAAACUUCAAGCUGAAGACUAUAAAUUUGACUUUCCUGUCUCUUACCUGCCUGGCCCCGUGAAGGCAUCCAUCCAGGAGCGUGUGCUCCCUGACAGCCCACUGUACCACAACAAGGUCCAGCUCCCCGCAACCGGGGGCCUUGGCCUGCACCUGGCCCUCAAUCCAUUUGAGUAUUACAUGUUCUUCUUUGCUUUGAGCCUCAUCACUCAAAAGCCGCCCCCGGGGGCCCUCCACGUCCGCACUUCAGACUGCGCCUAUUUCAUCCUGGUGGACAGGUACCUGACGUGGUUCCUGCCCACAGAAGGCAGCGUGCUUCCCCCUCUCUCCUCCAGCCCGGGGGGGCCCAGCCCAUCACCGGCUCCCAGGACGCCAGCCGUGCCUUUUGCGUCCUACGGCCUGCACCACACCAGCCUCCUGAAGCGACACAUCUCUCAUCAGACGUCUGUGAAUGCAGACCCCGCCUCCCACGAGAUCUGGAGGUCGGAGACGCUGCUCCAGGUUUUUGUUGAAAUGUGGCUUCAUCAUUAUUCUUUGGAGAUGUACCAAAAAAUGCAGUCCCCUCACGCCAAGCUGGAGGUCCUGCACUACCGACUCAGUGUCUGCAGCGCCCUCCACAGCCCUGCCCAACCCAGCCUCCAGGCCCUCCACGCCCACCAAGAGUCCUUCAUGCCCACCGAGGAGCAUGUGCUGGUGGUGCGGCUGCUGCUGAAGCACCUGCACGCCUUCGCCAACAGCCUGCGGCCCGAGCAGACCUCGCCCUCCGCCCACUCCCACGCCGCCAGCCCCCUGGAGGAGUUCAAACGGGCCGCCGUCCCGAGGUUUGUCCAGCAGAAGCUCUACCUCUUUCUGCAGCACUGCUUUGGCCACUGGCCCCUGGACGCAUCAUUCAGAGCUGUCCUGGAGAUGUGGCUGAGCUAUCUGCAGCCCUGGAGGUAUGCACCCGAGAAACAGGCCCCGAGCAGUGACUGCCAGGCCCGGAGUGUGUCAGAGAGAUGGGCGCCCUUCGUGCAAGAGAACCUGCUUGUCUACACCAAGCUCUUCCUGGGCUUCCUGAGCCGCGCACUGCGCACGGACCUCGUCAGUCCUAAGAACGCACUCAUGGUGUUCCGUGUGGCCAAGGUCUUCGCGCAGCCAAACCUGGCUGAGAUGAUCCAGCGGGGCGAGCAGCUGUUCCUGGAGCCCGAGCUGGUCAUCCCCCACCGCCAGCACCGGCUCUUCACGGUGCCCACGUUCACCGGCAGCUUCCUGUCGUCAUGGCCACCAGCCAUCACCGAUGCCUCCUUUAAGGUGAAGAGCCACGUGUACAGCCUGGAGGGCCAGGACUGCAAGUACACCCCAAUGUUUGGGCCCGAGAUCCGGGCACUGGUCUUGCGUCUGGCUCAGCUCAUCACGCAGGCCAAGCAGACGGCCAAGUCCCUCUCUGACCAGUAUGGGGAGAGCACGGCCGCCCGUCCCUUCCUGUCGUGGCUGGGCUUCUACCCCGCGGACACCAAUGGCUCCUACCCGGGCAACGACCUGGACGAGAUGGGGCAGGAUAGCGUCCGCAAGACGGAUGAGUACCUGGAGAAGGCCCUGGAGUACCUGUGCCAAGUGUUCCGGCUCAGUGAGGCCCAGCUCGCCCAGCUCACGCUCGCCCUGGGGACCACGCAGGAUGAGAACGGGAAGAAGCACCUCCCAGACUGCAUCGUGGGCGAGGAUGGACUCAUCCUCACGCCCCUAGGCAGGUAUCAGAUCAUCAAUGGGCUUCGGCGCUUUGACAUCGAGUACCAAGGGGACUCGGAGUUGCAGCCCAUCCGGAGCUACGAGAUUGCCAGCCUGGUCCGAGUGCUCUUUCGACUGUCCUCCGCCAUCAACCGCAGGUUUGCAGGUCAGAUGGCGGCCCUGUGUUCACGGGCCGACUUCCUUGGCAGCUUCUCUCGCUACCACCUCCUGGAGCCUGGGCUGUCGGACAGGCACCUGCUGAGCCCCGUGGGGCGGGGGCGUGCGGCCAGCCUUGCCCGGGGCCCCCGGCUCAGCCUGCGCUUCCUGGGCAGCUACCGCACGCUGCUGGCCCUGCUGCUGGCCUUCUUCGUGGCCUCUCUGUUCUGCAUCAGGCCCCCGCUCUGUGCCCUGCUCCUCGUGCUGGGCUAUGUCCUCUACGCCGUGGCCAUGACGCUGCUAACCGAGCAGGGCAAGCUGCACCAGCUCUGACUGUGGGCUGGCCACCGCCCCCAGGCGCCGGGGAGGCCACUUUGCACCCAUUACCUGUCACCUUCGUGCUUCCAGGCGGCAUUUUCUUGCAGCCCUGGAACCAUCUGAAGAAAACCUGAAAUG